Molecule: messenger RNA, 2457 nt
Organism: Halteromyces radiatus
Lineage: Eukaryota; Fungi; Mucoromycota; Mucoromycetes; Mucorales; Cunninghamellaceae
Product: glycoside hydrolase superfamily
Exons: 6
Coding region: 10-2457 (815 amino acids)
Biological process (GO): fucose metabolic process; glycoside catabolic process
Cellular component (GO): lysosome
Molecular function (GO): alpha-L-fucosidase activity
Source: RefSeq, a predicted model, not a curated record
CUCCUUUGUAUGACUCCCACUACUGCCCCCAGUAUAUUAAUAAAAAACCAAUUACUAUUAUUUUUCUUCUACUUCCUAUUAUUUCAUGUCAUUGAAUCAACAUGGAUACCAUUAGAUCUGGAAUCUCAUUUCAACCAUCGUGCUUUUGGUCAAGAUGCCAAUGUCGAUGGUCUUGGACAACACUAUAUACCCAAACAGAAUGAACCUAAACAAUUGAUGGUAGGUGUGCCUUUCAAGAAUGCCAUUGACGGGAUUCAAAACGACAAUAUAUGUAUCCAAGGGACCGAUCAAUCAUGGAUUCAAUUAUCACAACAACAAUCAAUGGGUGCGCUUUAUCUCUUGGUAUCCUCUUCUCAUGGUCCCGUAGUGACUGAUAUCCAGGUCAAAUAUCAAGAUGAUUCCGUUUCCGUGUCUCGUUUGGUCAUCCCUGAUUGGCAACAAGAACAAGAUCCUCAUCAAGUGGAAAAAUGGGAGAUGAUCACUCGUCCUGUUUCCAACUCUCAACAACUUGGUGGACUUUAUUCCAUACCAGUGUACCUUGAUCCGGCCAAAACUCCAAUUUCUUUGAUGAUCACCAUUCCAUCCGUCCUUUCCACUUCCUCUUUUUCCCGGGGUAAUAAUGGUAAUAUUCAGAAAGAAACAAAAACAACAACUACGACAGGACUAUUUGCACCUUCCAUUCAUGUGUUUGCCGCCACCGUCAUGACAAGUACAAACGCAUUACAGAUGACGGCCGCACGUGCUACUCGACGUUUUUGGAAUCAAGAUGCAGCUUUGAUCCCGGUAUUAUUAGUCCGUCUUCACAACAUUGGUCCUUUGGCUAUGAUGACACCUAUUUCCGUGACAGCUACAAGUCGUUCUAUCCGAACUAUUCAUCCUGGUUCACUUGAUCAUUUGGCUCCUGGACAUGUUGCUUCUUUGGAUAUUGGUAUUGAAGUGGCUCCUAUGAAUGAUGAUAUGGAUAAUAUACGUAUUCAAGUCAUCACAGCAGAUAAGAUCAUUUUGGACGAAACGAUUCAACUCUCAUUAUCACUUUAUCAUUCUGAACCUUAUGAACCAACCAAAACCUCAUUACAACAACAUCAGGCGCCAACGUGGUAUCAACAAGCUAAAUUUGGGAUUUUUAUUCAUUGGGGUUUAUAUAGUAUACCGGCAUGGGCACCGGUCGGCAAGGAAUAUGCUGAAUGGUAUUGGUGGCAAAUGAAUCAUCCCGACGACCCUACUUUUGAUCAUCAUCGUCAACGUUUUGGAACAGCCUUUGCUUAUGAUGAUUUUAUUCCAAUGUGGCAACCUACAUCUUUUGAUCCUCGUACUUGGUUGGAUUUGAUUAAUACGUCAAGAGCCAAAUAUUUUGUGUUCACUGCUAAACAUCAUGAUGGGUUUGCUUUAUUUGAUACCAAAGUAACAAAUAGGUCAUCGGUCCAACUGCAACCUCAUCGUGAUUUUGUUCAUGAUUUGAUCAAUACUUCGAAAGAAUACUAUCCACAUCUGAAACGAGGCAUUUACUGCAAGUCAAAAGAACAAGAACAAAGAUCAUUCUCCAUGCCAGAAUGGUAUCAUCCAAGUUAUCAUGACAAUGAUCUUUCUGAUUGGCACGGUCCUCCUUUUAAUCCAUAUACCAAGCAAGAGAUCCCUUACACUGGUAGUCCUCCCAUUCAUGAUUUUGUAAAUGAAUUGCAACUACCUCAGCUAGAAGAAUUGGUCAACAAUUAUGAACCUGAUAUAAUUUGGUGUGAUAUUGGUGGGAUCAAUAAUUCAUCCAUGUGGCAAGCGAAAUAUUAUAAUCAGGCAACAAAACAAAAUCGUCAAGUCACUAUCAAUGAUCGUUGUGGGAAUGGGAUUUCUGAUUUUACGACUUUGGAAUAUCAAGAAACAUCGACUCCUCCUCCAAGAUCUUGGGAAGCUACAAGAGGUAUUGAUCCACGAUCAUUUGGAUUUAAUCAAGCUACGCCACCUGAAGAUUAUGCAAGCAGCACACAGUUGAUCCAUGAACUAAUAGAUGCAGCAUCGAUGGGUGGAAACUUUUUAUUGAACAUUGGACCGACAUCUACAGGUGAUAUUUUUCAUACGAUGGUGGAAAGAUUGCAUGAUAUAGGUGCUUGGUUGGAUCAAAAUGGAAUCAGUAUAUUCGAUGCAGAUCCUUAUUGGAUGACCACUCAAGACAAGGAUGUUAGGUUUAUGAUGGGUCAUCAAGGUAGUUUAUUUUAUAUCAUUGUAUUGGACCGAUCUGUCUUUAUCCAGAACAACAACAACAAGGACAACCACCUGAUGCUCAGAACACCACUUCCUUUACAAUCAUCAAGUACAAUCACUUUACUGAAUGGUCAAAACAACACGGCUUCUUUACCAUGGACGACUGCCCUUGAACAACAGAUCACUGUUUCCAUCAUCAACGAUAUUCCGAAUAUUCUAUUGGAUCAAAAUCAACAUGCCUGGGUGUUCAAGUGUAUUCUAUAG